Molecule: messenger RNA, 609 nt
Organism: Enterobius vermicularis (human pinworm)
Lineage: Eukaryota; Metazoa; Nematoda; Chromadorea; Rhabditida; Oxyuridae
Source: the annotation of a GenBank genome assembly
AUGAAAGAAUAUGUUUGGGUGAUAAUAGCCGUAAUUGCAAUUCUCCUAUUUGUUCUGACAUGUAUCGGCAUUGGUACAUUCUUAUGGCGCAUGUUUCGCUAUCGUCCCAGACGUGUAAUACGGGUAUCGCCGACUACAGCAAAACCGAUACAGCCAGUUCAAAGUGUCGAAUCUCAGUACAGUAACUAUGCAAAUUAUUUAAACAACAAUGAUUCCAUGUAUAAUGCAAUGAGCCGAAAAAGAGGCGAAUUUAGUCCGCAGCUGACAUCCACUCUGCAGUCAGAGCAGUACGCCCAGAAGGAGAACUUACGUGAAUUUAACAACCGAAAUUGGGCUGCCAGAUCAGCGCCAUCGAGUUCGAUAGAUAGCGAUGAAAUACCGAAAAUAACAAACCUAUGGCAGAAACGGCAAAGCCGCGGUUUCAUCGAUCGCGACCCACCAACAGAAGAAUCCAGAUCAGACUUUUUAGAUCCAGUAGAUUUUGCAAAAAUCCAAGAGAUUUAUUCAGAGUCUCAAGUUUCCUAUGAACGAAGGCGGCCACUCUCUAAUAUUGAAUGCACUUAUCAGGAAGAUCAUCGGUAUUUCUACAACAGUGAUCGACCUGGAUGA